Molecule: messenger RNA, 738 nt
Organism: Colletotrichum higginsianum IMI 349063
Lineage: Eukaryota; Fungi; Ascomycota; Sordariomycetes; Glomerellales; Glomerellaceae
Product: Proteasome subunit alpha type
Exons: 3
Coding region: 1-738 (245 amino acids)
Biological process (GO): proteasome-mediated ubiquitin-dependent protein catabolic process
Cellular component (GO): proteasome core complex; proteasome core complex, alpha-subunit complex; nucleus
Source: RefSeq, a predicted model, not a curated record
AUGUUUAUGGCAAGAUCCGAAUACGACCGAGGAAUCAACACCUUCUCCCCGGAAGGCCGCCUCUUCCAAGUAGAAUACUCACUGGAAGCCAUCAAGCUUGGCUCUACAGCCAUCGGCGUCGCCACCUCGGAGGGUGUCGUCCUCGGCGUCGAGAAGCGUGUUACCUCGACCCUGCUCGAGACCUCUUCCGUCGAGAAGAUUGUCGAAAUCGACCGCCACAUCGGCUGCGCCAUGUCCGGCCUCCAGGCCGACGCCCGAUCCAUGGUCGAGCACGCCCGCGUCGAGUCACAGUCCCACUCCUUCAACUACAACGAGCCCCUCCGCGUCGAGUCGUGCACCCAGGCCAUCUGCGACCUCGCCCUGCGCUUCGGCGAGGGUGCCGAGGGCGAGGAGACCAUCAUGUCCCGACCUUUCGGUGUCGCCCUGCUAAUUGCCGGUUACGACGAGGACGGCCCUCAGCUCUUCCACGCCGAGCCCAGUGGCACCUUCUACCGCUACGAUGCCAAGGCCAUCGGUUCUGGUUCGGAGGGUGCGCAAGCCGAGCUGCAGAACGAGUACCACAAGUCUUUGACGAUCACAGACGCCGAGACGUUGGUGCUUAAGACGCUGAAGCAGGUCAUGGAGGAGAAGCUCGACUCGAAAAACGUCCAACUCGCGAGCGUGACGAAGGAGAAAGGUUUCAGAAUAUACACAGACGAAGAGAUGGCCGCCGUGGUGGAGAGGCUCCCUGCGAACUAA